UCAGCUUUCUCUUCCGGGGUUUAAUGUCCUCAUCUUUGAAAUGGGUCGUUUGGACUCCUUGUCUAGCCAGGUUUUUCUGCCCUAAACUUUUGGGGACAGCCGCCCCUCUGAUCUGUUGGACUUGCAGUGUAACUAACCAAGGAAGCUGAGUUUGAAGAAGGAAAGCCGCUUUCUCUUUCCCUUCAGGGCAUCCUGGCCAGGUGCUUAGUUGUUGGUGAGGCUGCCCUGCGCUGUGCAGACACAGGACCUCUGGGGACUGGAGUCUGCACAGGCUGCGACUGGAAAAUCUGGUGGAAAUGUGCACUCCCUAAGGGACUGUCAGGAGGCUUAGGUGCUUGCUCCCUCUGUACUCUGCUUACCCUUGCUUGCGGGCCUCCCUGACUUGGGUGUGAAAACUGGAGCAGCAGCCCUUGGGGUUCUGCUUGCACCCUAGUGGCCCUGUAGUCUCUGGGCUGGAUGGAUACAGGGUGAGCCCCUGACCUCUGGUCUUAGUCCAUUCAAAUUCGUCAUGGCUCCUUUCAGGCUCCACCAUGGUGAAGCCUAGGGCCAUCUUUGCAGCCCAGGGAGUCUCCUCCAUCUAAGCUGCUCCCCUUUGCUGCCUGGUUUCCUCCUCAUCUCUGGCGGCUCUCUCUGAGUAUGUCUUUCCCAGUGGCUGAUGAUCACCCACAGGAAGGGCCGAGCAGAGGCUUCCUGUUGUGUGCCUGGUUUUACAGUUUUGGGCCUGGCCCUAGAAGGGUCUCAGGGAAUGCUUGUGGAAUAGAUUGAGGACAACUACCUUCUCUCAGUAACCGCCGGUUUCCAAGUGCCGAUUGUGUGAACAUGGAGUCGCAGUGUAAUCCUAAGUUACUAUUCUCGUCCCCGCUCCAGGAAGUGGAGGCCUAGAGAAGUCCAGCACCUUGCUCAAGGCUGCCCAGGUGGAGAGUGGUUGGGCUGGGCAGGUUACUUUUAGCCUUGGGUGUAGGACGGGCGUCUGCUGAUUGGGUCUCUGUGGGCAGCAGAGGGGGCUGAUGUGGGUGCUGUGAUUUCUGCCCCCAGCACAAUGCUUCAUUGUGGGGUUUUGCAACCCGUGGAUCCUUCUGUACAGCCCCAGGCUUGAGCAACUCCAGCUGUGUCAGCUCCUCCCGGCUUUUCAACACUCCAGUGUUGUGAGGCUUAACUGUGGCCCUGAGUCCCCGGAGUACAGAUGUCAAGGCUGUGCCUGCCAGCCUAGCAGUUGAUCAGAGGAAGUGGAGCCGUGUCAGCUCAGGGUACAACCUUGUGGCUGUUUUUGUGGCUUUUGUGCCUCUUGGGGGUUACAAGAAGGAAAGCAUGGCUGGUAAGGCUGGCUGGAAACAUGGUUUCUUCCUGAUCUACUCAAAGGUGGUGUCAUGAAUAAGCUGAAAGGAAGCCAGCCAGACCAGGUCCAGAGGGUGUCCCACAGCUGCUCUUAUUGAAGCAAUGAGAUAAACAGUGAGGAGGACAGAAGGAUCAGCUUUUCCAUGGAGAGGCAAGUGGAGGUGAGACACUGCCCCAGCAUGGACUGCACCCCCGGAAACAGGAAGUAAAAGCUAGAGCAGCUGUCUGCCUGCCAUGGCUUGUGAGCCUCCCACAGACCCUGGUGGGUCAGCUGGUCCUCUGCCCACCUCUACUCUGGAUUGCAACACCCUGCCUCAGGGGAGCCCUGCUGGCUGGGGGCAAGAGCUUCACAAUGGCCAGGUCCUUACCGUCCUUCGGAUCGACAAUACCUGUGCACCCAUCUCCUUCGACCUGGGAGCUGCAGAAGAGCAACUGCAGGCCUGGGGCAUUCAGGUCCCUGCUGAGCAGUACAGGAACUUGGCUGAGAGUGCCCUUUUGGAACCUCAAGUGAGGAGGUAUAUCAUCUACAACUCCAGGCCCAUGCGGCUGGCCUUUGCUGUGGUGUUCUACGUGGUGGUGUGGGCCAACAUCUACUCCACCAGCCAAAUGUUUACCCUGGGCAACCAGUGGGCAGGUGUGCUGCUUGCGACCCUGGCCGCCAUCAGCCUGACCCUGACCCUUGUGCUGGUCUUUGAAAGGCAGCAGAGGAAGGCCAACACUAACACAGACCUGAGGCUGGUGGCCGCCAAUGGAGCCCUCCUCCGCCACCGAGUGCUGCUGGGGGUGACAGACGCAGUGGAAGGCUGCCAGAGUGUGAUCCAGCUCUGGUUUGUCUACUUUGACCUGGAGAACUGUGUGCAGUUUUUGUCCAAUCAUGUUCAAGAAAUGAAGAGGAGCCAAGAGGAGAUGGCCCGGCAGCUACUGGCAGUGUUUGCUGGCUACUACACCCGGCUCCUGGUGACCUCUCAGCUUCCCCAGCCAAUGGGAACACGACACAUGGACUCUGCGUGUGUCCCAUGCCCCUGCCAGCUCAUAGAAACACACAUUCUGGGCACAGGAUGCUGCCCAUUCCUGGCCAGGUGACCCAGGGACAAAGACGUUCAUCUUCCUCCAGGACUGAGAAGUGGCGGAACAGUCAGGAGCCCAGCAUGGCCAACAGUGAGUUCAAAUGAAAUCAGCAUUUGGGGACGCUUUGGAGAGUGUCACUCAUGGAGGCCCUGGGCUCAUAAAGUUCAUGCCAGAUGCCUUGUUUGCAUCAUACAAUGGCCUGGCCUUGCUGGAUCUGAUGCAUGAGCUAGAGUUGACGGAGCCUGCGAUCUGGAUGGAGGAUCCCUUCUGUUGCCUGCAGAGCUCUAGAAACCUGCAGCUGACCCCAAAGGGCAAGUCCCUGACCCUUGGUGUCAGAUGGGGAAACUGAGGCUCAGAGAGUAUGCUGCUCUUUCUGCAUUGCCUCAGGCUGCUGCUGUCAUAAGCCGACCCGUUUCCAGUGUCAGGGAAGAUUGUCAGAAGGGUGAGCCUGUUUAUGAACUGCAAUACUGUCUGGGCUUGCUGUCUAUUAACACUUGGAAAAGAAGAUCCUAUUGGACUCAGACUGAUUUUGUGGUGCAACGUGCUAGCUUGUGAUUACAACUCCAUCCUGCCGAGCAGCAGUGGUAUUUCUGACACUAACAUUGUUCUGGAAUGAAGUAUGAUCAGACACUCACUCUGGGCUGUAUGAAGAGCUCAUAGAUCUCCACAGAGUUUGAAGACUGUCCACAAAGUCGAGCUCCAAAAACUAGUCUUCGUGGUUUUUGUCCCCCAACAAAUCAUUAUUAUAAGUUGGAACUCUCCUUGAACUGGCAUAUGUUUUCAUUCCUGUUGGGCUCUUAUUCAUGCCUCAAAACCCAGAUUUCCGUAUAUCUCCUGCUGCUGUAUCAUUGAAAUUCCAUAAUAAGAGCUGCUCCUAUUGUGUAUGUUUUAUGUUAUUCUAUUUCCCCCCUGUACAUACCUCUUUUCUGUCAAGACUGUAAACUCCUCAAGGUCCAACACUGUACCCAUCUCCCUUCUGGGAAUGACCUGGACUUGCCUAGAAAAAAAUAAUUCUCAGAAGUCCCAUGGAUUGGUUGCCUUGUUCUGCAGACAUGGUAGAAUAAUAUCCAGAUCAUGAUGGACCAGC
This is a messenger RNA of Meriones unguiculatus (Mongolian gerbil), 3490 nucleotides long. RefSeq names its product transmembrane protein 268 (gene Tmem268). The record is from RefSeq and is a predicted model, not a curated record. The transcript has 10 exons. NCBI's taxonomy places the organism in Eukaryota, Metazoa, Chordata, Mammalia, Rodentia, Muridae. Bases 1570 to 2418 code for a protein of 282 amino acids.